AUAUACGACAAGGCAAAUUUUUACAAAUUGUCCAUUGAAAAAACCAAAAACAUCACAUAAAUUAUCACCAUUUGAAAAAUUGUUGGUUGGCGGGACCUGUGCUGUGACUUUUGCUUUUCGAUACAAUCGGAUUGUUGUAUCAUGUAGUUCUGCAAAUAGAUUAGCAGGUUAUCAAACGAAUGUCAUAAAAAAUGAUUCAAUUGCAUUUGACUGGCACCAGUUUUGGCGAUAUUUGAAACCGUACUUGCUAAAAUUUCUUGGCGCUAUUGCUGCCGCGCUCGCUGUAGCUUAUUUCAAUAUAAAAAUUCCUGAACUACUUGGCGUCUUUGUAAAUGCGCUUGCAGGCUACGCUAGGAUUGGAAAUUCGGACGACUUUGAUGCCACUCAGUUCUUGAUGUCCAUGAAAGCGCCAGCGAUGAAUCUUUUUGGCAUGUACGUUCUCCAAUCUGGCUUUACUUUUUUAUACAUUUUGUUACUCAGCCAAAUUGGAGAACAAAUGGCAGCACGACUUAGGCAAGAUCUAUUCAAGCAGAUUAUCCUACAAGAUUUGUCCUUUUUCGAUGAAAAUCGCACUGGUGAAUUGGUAAAUCGAUUAACAACUGACGUACAAGAUUUUAAAUCAUGUUUCAAGCAAUGUGUGUCCCAAGGGUUACGGAGCAUCGCUCAACUAAUUGGUGGAAGUAUAUCGCUGUUUCUAAUCUCGCCUAAAUUAGCAACAGUCGCAUUAGUUUCAGUUCCAUUUGCGGUCGUUAUUAUGUCCCUCUUGGGCGGUGCACUUCGUUCACUUAGCAAAAAAUCACAAGCUCAAGCCGAAAAGGCGACUGCCUUGUGUGAAGAGGCAUUGUCCAAUAUUCGCACCGUUCGAAGUUCGGCGUGCGAGUUUUCGGAAAUUAAAAUGUUCGGCAAAGAAACCAAUUCAGCCGCUGAAUUAUCUGAAAAAUUGGGUGUUGGAAUUGCCGUAUUUCAGGCUCUUACUAAUUUAUUUCUGAACGGCAUGGUUUUAUCAACUCUAUUCUUGGGUGGUCAUUUGAUGGCUAGCAGCGACAUAACCGCUGGUCAGUUGAUGGCAUUUUUAGUAGCGUCACAAGGUGUGCAAAGAUCACUUUCGCAAGGUUCAAUUCUUUUGGGAACUUUAAUAAGAGGCUGUACAGCUGGGAAUCGAGUUUUCGAGUAUUUGGCCAUUGAGCCCAAAAUUGACCUCAUUUCUGGAAUCACAAUUCCAUUCGAAAAACUGAGUGGUGAAAUUUGUUUCCAAAACGUCUCCUUUUCAUAUCCAAGAAGACCAGAUCAAGUAAUAUUACGUGAUUUUAAUCUGGUAUUGAAGCCGGGGCAAACGGUAGCUUUAGUGGGUGCUUCGGGUAGUGGAAAAUCGACUGUUGCAUCACUAUUGGAGCGAUUCUAUGAGCCUAAUGAAGGAUCUAUUACACUAGACGGUCGGCCGAUUUCAAUUCUAUCACCAAAUUGGCUUCGAGCUGAAAUUAUUGGAUUCAUUGAACAGCAACCAAUUUUGUUCGGAACGACAAUUUUAGAGAAUAUUCGAUAUGGCAGACCAUUGGCAACGAAAGAUGAAGUUUAUACAGCUUCAAAAUUGGCACAAUCACAUGAGUUUAUCAGCAGACUGAAUGAAGGCUAUGAGACAAAUGUGGGCGAACGUGGAGUGCAGCUGUCCGGUGGACAACGUCAGCGAAUUGCCAUUGCACGGGCACUUCUGAAACAACCCAUCAUUUUAAUUCUAGAUGAAGCUACAAGCGCACUGGAUGCAUCGAGUGAAGCGAUCGUACAGCAAGCAUUGGAUAAAGCAAUGGAAAAUAGAACAACUCUGGUAAUAGCGCAUCGUCUAUCUACGAUAAAAAAUGCUGACUUAAUCGUUGUUAUGGAUCAAGGGAAAAUUGUCGAGCAAGGAACACAUGAUAGUUUGAUGAAACUAAAAGGAUAUUAUUAUGACUUGAUUCGAAAGCAAGAGAAAAUGUCCAAAGAAGAAGUCUCACGAGCUCAGGGAUAAAACUCAAAGGUUUCCAAAGAAGAUGUGUGUUUUUCCAUACACUGGUAAUAUUCAAAAGCGAAGCGAGACAAAUAAAAACCGUUAGAUUGUUUUGUAAAGAAAAAAAUGUGGACAUAGACUCUCUCCCUCUGUGUGUUUUUGUCUCUCAAAGAUCAACUUAUUUGGCGCUCAAUUUAAACGAAGCAAAGGACAAUUGAAAAUGGUUUGUGACGCGUGCGACUAUGUUUGCGUUACUGAUCAGAGGUCAACUCACCGAACAUCAGACAAAAGAUUCGAAAAUAAAGAACCAACAAGAUAAA
Sitodiplosis mosellana (orange wheat blossom midge) is the source of this 2301-nucleotide messenger RNA. RefSeq names its product mitochondrial potassium channel ATP-binding subunit. Gene Ontology annotation, molecular function: ABC-type oligopeptide transporter activity; ATP binding; ATP hydrolysis activity. Gene Ontology annotation, cellular component: membrane. NCBI's taxonomy places the organism in Eukaryota, Metazoa, Arthropoda, Insecta, Diptera, Cecidomyiidae. Gene Ontology annotation, biological process: transmembrane transport. The record is from RefSeq and is a predicted model, not a curated record.